Messenger RNA from Camelina sativa (false flax), 695 nucleotides. RefSeq lists its product as uncharacterized. Lineage: Eukaryota; Viridiplantae; Streptophyta; Magnoliopsida; Brassicales; Brassicaceae. The record is from RefSeq and is a predicted model, not a curated record. Gene Ontology annotation, biological process: tRNA-type intron splice site recognition and cleavage. Gene Ontology annotation, cellular component: tRNA-intron endonuclease complex.
UCUGAAGCAUGUUCCUUUUUAGGAUUCUCUUCUUCUCGUGGCAGGUAUUUGAGUGAAAUAGGAGAGUUGCAGAUCUUAGGUAGUGAAGAUGAUGUUGUGAUCCCAUUGAAGGACUUGUAUGAGAAAGUUGCAGAGGAAAAAAGCGGUUGCUGUUGGGAAAACUAUGAGAUUUAUAGAUACUUAAAGGGUCUUGGUUACAUCGUAGGCAGACAUGGGGUUUCUUGGACGUCAAAGGAUGCUGCAUUUACAGUUCGUUCCGGUGAAUGUCCUGAAGACAAGGAUACUGUAGCUAAAAUCUUGGGAGAUAUGCAGAUCUGUGAUGGGAAAGCGGUGUAUGACGUGUAUUUGCCGAAUAGCCGGUUCAAGAAGUCUUCUCCUGGUGUACCGAGCUUUGUGGCUUGCUUCUCGGGGGACUCUCCACCAAGCAGAGAAGAUAUUAAAGUUCUGCAAAAACGCAUAGCUGUACAAUUAAUGUUUUGCCUUAUCGCUCAGGGCCGUGCCAGUUUCUUUUCCUUCAGUUCCAUAGACCUCCCUGUCUUACCAUAAAAUGUAACAAAAGACUGAUUGAUCUUGUAUUCUUUCGACAAAGUCACAAAACAAAGUAACUUUGAUGUACGUAUAUCAUGAGGUAAUAUCUACGACUAUAUGUAUUUUUACAAUGGAUAGGAAGAAUCUUGUAAAAGGCUUCAGACGAA